Messenger RNA from Podarcis muralis (Common wall lizard), 3596 nucleotides. It is a transcript of the gene HASPIN, whose product is annotated as histone H3 associated protein kinase. Gene Ontology annotation, molecular function: ATP binding; histone H3T3 kinase activity. NCBI's taxonomy places the organism in Eukaryota, Metazoa, Chordata, Lepidosauria, Squamata, Lacertidae. Gene Ontology annotation, biological process: protein phosphorylation; mitotic cell cycle; intracellular signal transduction. The record is from RefSeq and is a predicted model, not a curated record. Gene Ontology annotation, cellular component: nucleus; cytoplasm.
GUUCUCGCGAGAGCUGGCUUUGAAAUGGUGGCGGGCGCGCCGAACUCCGCUCCGUAGCCUAGCGAAGGAGAAGGAACCCGCCCCUCGAGGGUCCCGCCCCCUCGCCCGCUUCCGGCCGACCACUUCCCGUGUGGGGCGCUCGGGCUGGGCCUCCUGGUUCCGCUCGCAUGGAGCAGCCUCGGGCCCGGCUGCUGAGGACGUACUCGGGGCUGCGGGGGGGACUAGGCCGAGGCGGGCCGGGCGCGGCCUCCGCUGCUGCCGCUCGCCGGGCUGGGCUGAGGCGGCUGCCCCCUCCCGCCCCCUGGAUCUCGCCCCCGGUGGACCGCAGGCACCUCUUCAGCAGCAGCUGCUCCUCCUCCCUGUCCUUCGAAGAGGCGGCUGCCUCUUCCUCCUUCGGAGACCUGAGCUACCUGCCCCCCAAGGCGGCCCAGGAAAAGGCCCCGGCUGCCCCUCCUUCCUCCUCCGAGGACUCCGAUUUCCUGCCCCCCACCAGGAAGGCCCGGCUGCGCAAAAAGCCCCCCAGCAAGAAGGGCACCGCCAAGAAAAAGGGGAAGGGGGCCAAGGAGAACAAGGCCCCGCAAGGAGAGUUGGGGGGCCGGCCUGCUGCCAACAACACCUUUGUGCCCCCCACCCCGCUACGCAGGAACGUCACUCAGCGCCGCCGGAAGCCGGUCCAGAGAGGGCUGCGUAUACGGUUCCCGUUGCUGUCGAGCACCCCUGAGCUGGCGAAAAGGGAUUUGGAGGAAGAGGGAGGCGAGGAGGGCGUCCUGCAGGGCAGCAGCCCCGUCUCUUACGCCUGCUGCUUUCAUCCCGACGAUCUGCAGGAAGUGUUGCGAGAGGACUGCUGUGGCGGUGGCGAUGGCCUCUCUGAGCUGAGCUCAAUGAAGAUGGAUGGGGAUGCCAGGGAGAUGGGAGGCAGCUUGGAGCUCUUCACCCUGGAGGAUGUCCCGAGUCUACAGCGGAAGUCUGUGCACGAGGAUUCCCAGGCCGAACCUCUGCCCGUGACGUUAUUUCAGCCGCCCUGCAGCAGCUCACCCCAUCCACCGUUCAAAAGCAGCUCUGCCUUGCAGUCUUGCAAUUCCUGCAGCGAGACGGGAGCAUCUUUGCAAAACAGGGAAGGGCUCACAAUCUCGCCGGGGUGUUAUGUGGUCAGCCCCAGUCAAAGCCCGGGUGCAGAUCAUGGCCAGAGCCUCCCAGUGUCACCAAAAGAGCCUCUUUCGGGUGUUUUCCAGCUACAAGCCAAUUUGCAUGAUGACAAGAUUUACCUCUGCUUGCCAAAAGAUGCAGCGCCUCUUGCUAACAAGAGGCAGCGUGUCUCAGUUCAAGCAUGCACCAGUUCUCCCAAGGCAGUUGGUGAGCUGAACGGAGCGGUCUCGGAAGAUGGGAAUGAUAACAUAAAAGACUAUAGUAGCCCCCAGCUUCAGCCCACUGUGCUCCUGGACAGUCGGGUGGUGCCAAACUGGUUGGCUAGUCAGUCCACCAAAAAACAAGCAGUAGUUCAGCUUACUUGGAAAAAACAACAUACUUUGCAGUCAGAUUCUCUCUGUGGCCUAUCUGACACCAGCAGAAAGUUGGUCCCCACCUGUAGCACUGUAGGCACUGGUCGAAAAGCCUGCAUCAGCGGAUUCAGUACCAGUCGAUGGGGACAACGAGGGAAGCUUGAGAAAGCAAGGCAGAAGAGAAACGUGGGGCGGAAAAGGCAGGCUGAUCCUUCCCUCCUUCAGGAACGCUUGAAAUGCAACAAAACGGAAGACUAUCUUUCCUCGUCAAUUCUGUCUCCGGAGUGCUCAUUCAAGAACUCCAGCUUGUGGCGCAGGAUCCGGGCUUCUUUUUCUCUCCACAAGAAAAAGAUCAUCCUGUCCGAGGUGGAAAGCUUAAGUGGCAGCAUUGCCAAUGCUUCUCUUCCAUCCGUGAUGGAGACUCCCAAGACCCCCUUCACUCAAAAACUGAGCUACUCUAUAUCCCCUUCCUCCUCUAUGGUCCUGCUGUCGUCCAUGACCUCUUCUGCCAUGUCAGAGAUGGUUCUAACGGAUGAGGAAAAAGUCUACAAGGAAUGCCAUCAGAGUGGCCCCAUCUCCUUUGAGGAAUGCAUCACCCCCGAUAAGAUGCAGAAGUGUGAGAAAAUUGGAGAAGGUGUUUUUGGGGAGGUUUUCAGGACAGAGGGUGAAGGGGGUCUCACAGCUUUAAAAAUAAUCCCCAUUGAAGGGAGCGACCAAGUCAAUGGAGAACCUCAAAAGACCUUUGGUGAGAUCUUACCCGAGAUCAUCAUUUCAAAAGAGCUCAGCCUUUUGGCAGAUGAGGAGGUUCACCAAACGUCUGGGUUUAUCAGCUUGCAUUCCAUUCACUGUGUCCAGGGCAGCUACCCUGACCAUCUCCUGGCUGCCUGGGAUGAAUAUCACAGGCUGAGGGUGUCUGAAAACGACCGGCCGGACUUCUUUGGAGACCGGCAGCUCUUUGUGGUCUUGGAGUUUGAGUAUGGAGGCAUGGACCUGGAAUACAUGCAGAACCGGCAGCUGAACUCUGUGCUGGCCUCCAAGAGCAUCUUGCACCAAGUCACAGCUUCACUGGCCGUGGCUGAGGAAGCUUUGCACUUUGAGCACCGAGAUCUCCACUGGGGCAAUGUGCUGGUGAAGAAAACCGCCUUAAAGAAGGUGAGCUUUAGAUUGAAUGGGGAGACCCACACUCUCCCCACCCAUGGCAUCCUUGUCAACAUUAUUGACUACACCUUCUCCAGGCUGGAGAGGGAUGGGUUAACCGUGUACUGUGACCUCUCCACUGAUGAGGAGAUCUUCCAAGGCAGAGGUGACUAUCAGUUUGACAUUUACAGGCAGAUGAGAGAGGAGAACGCAAACCGCUGGGCUGACUACUUCCCCCACAGCAACGUCUUGUGGCUUCACUAUUUAGCAGACAAACUUCUGAAAGAGGUGUCUUACAAGAGGAAGCCAACAACUUCCUCCUUGAAACAAGCACACAAGCAGCUCAAGCUGUUCUGUGCGGAGGUUCUCAGCUUCAAGUCUGCCACAGAUUUGCUGAACACAAGCAGUUUCUUUCAGUGACUAAACGGAGCCUUGUGGUUGUCAAAUGGUGAAACUUUCAGGUGCUCUUGUAAGCACGCAGGUAUUUCUUAUGAUUUAUGUAUAUAAUAAAAGAUAAGGUGUCUUUUCUCUCAACUUUUAGUUUCACCUUUGGUCAAUUGCAAUGGAUCUUCAAAAUAAUUGGUUUAUGUUUUGUCUAAUAGAUUUCAGCCUAAUUUACACCUCCCCUCCACCAAAUUGCUUUCAGUUCAAAAACAUUUAAUUCAGAAUUUAGGUCCAUGCAUCUUUAAUUAAAGCCUUUAUUCUAAAUCUUUUUUUAAAAAAAUCUUGCAGGAUUUUAUCCUUUAAUGUUAUAGUUCCUUUAAAAAAACAACAUGCAGACUGUAACUAGUUUAACUUUCACAGUAUUAAACCUGUUAAGAGCACUGUUUUAUAUUGGUAAAGAUUUAUAUGGCGUCCAACUUGUAUGUAUGUACGUAUAUUUUUUAUGACUGUAUUUUUGUAAUGGUUGGAACUAUACAGUUUGUCUACUAUAAAUUGUACCACACCCAUGUCUCUUUA